Miscanthus lutarioriparius is the source of this 2445-nucleotide messenger RNA. The record is from the annotation of a GenBank genome assembly. Lineage: Eukaryota; Viridiplantae; Streptophyta; Magnoliopsida; Poales; Poaceae.
AUGAACAUCUUGUGCUGCUCUGCUGUAGCAACUAGCAAAGGCAUUCCAGGAGCUGCUGCCAGGGACCUUUCGUCCAACAGUGGUCUUAGUGGCCCACUACCCACUUCGAUUGGCAACCUCAGGCAGCUCACAACACUAAUCUUGGCUGGCUGCAGCUUCACAGGAGGCAUCCCCGAAGAAUUAGGAAACUUGGUGCAGCUCUCAUUCUUGGCAAUGAAUUCAAACAGAUUUACAGGCAGAAUUCCUGCUUCAAUUGGCCUACUCAAAAACCUCUUCUGGCUAGACUUGUCAGAAAAUCAACUUUCUGGUCCUGUUCCGAUUUCAUCAACCACUUCUCCAGGACUUGACCUACUUACAGACACCAAACAUUUCCAUUUCAGUAGAAACCAAUUAACUGGUAAUCUCGACGGCCUCUUCAGCCCUAGCAUGAGACUCGAACAUAUAUUAUUUGACAACAACCAAUUGACUGGUCCUAUCCCUGCUGAACUUGGUAGCAUCACUACCCUCCAGAUUCUCCGAUUAGACAAUAAUAAAUUCACAGGAGCAGUUCCAACCAAUAUCAGCAACCUAGUUGACCUAAAUGUACUGAAUUUUGCAGACAACCAGCUGCAUGGAACAAUGCCAGAUCUCAGUACCCUGACAAAACUUAAUGUGGUCGAUUUAAGCAACAAUUCAUUUGAUCCGUCUGCCAUACCAACCUGGAUGCUGACACUGGAAACACUUGCUUCAGUAGCAAUAGCUUCUGGAGGACUGCAUGGUCAGAUUCCCAACAGGAUCUUUACCUUGCCCAGACUGCAGCAAGUUAUUCUAAGCAAUAAUGCCUUCAACGGGACACUUGACAUGACUGGCAACAUCACUCAACAACUGCAGCAAGUCAAUUUGCUAAACAAUCGUAUAGUUGCAGCCAAUAUAACACAAAGCUACAACAGAACACUAGUACUUGUGGGAAAUCCUGUGUGCUUGGAUCCUGAUUUCUCCAGUAGCCGCUUUUGCAGUAUCCAGCAAGAUAGCGCUACAUCAUACACUACUAGUGUAACCCAUUGUGGUUCAACUUCUUGUUCCAGUGAUCAAAGUCUAGACCCUGCGAACUGUGGCUGUGCCUAUCCCUACAUGGGUAUGAUUUUCUUCAGGUCACCAUUGUUUGCAGACUUGAGAAACAAUGAGCACUUUCAGCUACUGGAAGCUAGCCUCUCAACAGAGCUGGGACUGCAACCUGGUUCAGUUUUCCUUUCUGAUAUCCACUUCACCAGUGAUAAUUACCUCCAAGUUCAAGUCAGACUAUUUCCAUCGAUCGGAACAUCCUUUAACUUGUCAGAAGUAACGAGGAUAGGCUCUGAUCUUAGCAAUCAAAAUUACAAGCCACCACAAGGUUUUGGACCUUAUUACUUUGUUGCAGAUCCAUAUGUCCACUUUGCAGCUUCAUGGGGAAUCGCUAAAAAAGACAGUGGAGGUGCUCCACAGCUGAAAGGAGCAAGGUUCUUUUCCUUUGAUGAACUGAAGACCUGCACCAACAAUUUCGCAGAGAACAAUGAAAUAGGAUCAGGAAGUUAUGGAAAGGUUUACAAGGCAGUACUGGUAGAUGGAACAAAUGUGGCAAUAAAACGAGCAGAGUAUGGAUCAAAGCAAGGUGCAGUGGAGUUCAAAAAUGAGAUUGAGUUGCUAUCCAGAGUCCACCACAAGAACCUGGUAAGUCUGACAGGAUUUUGCUAUGAACAAGGGGAGCAGAUGCUGGUAUAUGAAUAUGUCUCCAAUGGGACAUUAAGACAGAAUUUACAAGCUAGAGGAAUUUACCUGGAUUGGAAGAAGAGGCUCAGGAUUGCUCUAGGAUCGGCAAGAGGACUAGCAUAUCUUCAUGAGCUCGCCGAUCCACCUAUUAUUCACAGAGAUGUCAAGUCCACAAAUAUCCUUUUGGAUGAAAACUUUAAACCAAAAGUUGCUGAUUUUGGUCUGUCAAAGUUAGUUGCAGACACUGAAAAAGGCCACAUUUCCACUCAAGUCAAAGGAACAUUGGGCUAUUUGGACCCAGAGUAUUACAUGACACAACAGCUCUCAGAGAAGAGCGACGUGUACAGCUUCGGUGUCGUCAUGCUAGAGAUACUGAGUGGCAGGCUGCCUAUAUCAAAUGGAAGAUAUAUCGUCCGGGAAUUCAGGAUGGCCAUAAACCCCAAUGACCACGACUACUAUGGCCUGCAAGGCAUCGUGGAUCCAGCCAUCCACGAUGCCGCACAUACUGCGCGGUUUAGGAGGUUCGUGCAGCUGGCCAUGGAGUGCGUUGACGAAUCAGCCUCACGGCGGCCCACCAUGAACUCUGUGGUGAAGGAGAUUGAGACGAUGCUGCACAGCGAGGGGCUGAGCUCGGGCAGCUCAUCCACCGUGGAGUUUGAGCACGUGGGGACCGCCUCCACCUCGCACCCGCACAGUGGAGAGGUGGUCACGGCCCACUAG